Rubroshorea leprosula is the source of this 1779-nucleotide messenger RNA. NCBI's taxonomy places the organism in Eukaryota, Viridiplantae, Streptophyta, Magnoliopsida, Malvales, Dipterocarpaceae. The record is from the annotation of a GenBank genome assembly.
ACGGCGUUUGUCGCGCCUCGGAUUCGGGUUCUGGGGCGUGACAAAUUUAGUGGUAUCAGAGCUUAGGUUAAAUUAGAUAUCUGGAGAUUUAGUGGUAUCAGAGCUUAGGUUAAAAUUAAGAGCUUAAGAUUAAAUUAAGCACCUUCAGAUUGAGUGGCAUCAGAGCAGAUUGAGUGAUAUCCAAGCUUAGGUUUAAUUGAAUACCUAGGAUUUGUUUUGGACUUAGCUAGCCAGUGGAUUUUAGAAUCGUGGUGAGACGAGUGAUGGGGUUAUAUAAGGGACGAUUCUGAUUCAUGUUAUCUGAAUUUGCUAAUCCAUUUGAAGAGAUGGUAAUCUGAUUGUUCUUGUUUCUUGCCUUCAUACUUUGUGUGAAGUUGUGAAAGUGAUCUUGCCCGUUAUGUCCUGAAGACCUUGUUUUGAAACUUGGUCAUUUUCUGAUUGUCCGCACUUGUUUAGACUUGUUAUGUGAAUAGAAUUUUUGUAUGCUCUUUUGCCACAAUGUUGAAAUCUGGGGAGUUGUAGAGAUCUUUUGUUAUUGACUCUGUUUGUCUCUACAGCCUAGCUGGUUGAGAAAUUUGCUCUGUUUGUCACAUGACCAGUGGAGGAUGGGUAAACUCUCUACUUUGCAAGAGAUUCAAGGCUAUUUUAGCCAAUGUUGUGUGUUUUUCUAGAUGCGUUUUAGGAGCUGGAUUACUUGGUAAUUCCGUUGCUCCUUAUCUUUCUGAAAGUCUUGUAGUGAAGUUUCACUUUUUCCAUUUGAAGCUUCAUGGUCUUUUCAUGUGGCUCAUUUUUCUAUAUUGGUUAAUCAAGAACAGUGAUCCUUCAAUUGAAAUUGCCUUGUUUUUAUAAAGAUUGGCAAGCUAUCAGAAAGUUAAACUCUCUAUUGCUGCCAAUCUCUACAUUCUUGAUACUUGGAAAUUGCUUGAAACUCUUGAAAUCCGUCUUGAAUCUUUCUUGAGAUUGCUUUGUACUUGUUCUUGAAACUGAAAUCCAGAAAUGGAUAAUGAUUAUUGAAAUCCUCAUUAUCUUGAUACUUGUUUGAAAUUAAUUCUUGCACUGUCCUUGGAAUGUAGUUUGAAUUGUCUUUGAAAAUGUUCUUGUUCUGACUCUGCUCUUGCUCAAAUUUUGUAUACUGCUCUUGCUUGAAUCUUGAAUAUUCUGCUAGUUCUUGUGUCAGUAUACCUGUUGAUCUUCUUGAUUUUUGAUUUUGUUCAUAUGGACACCUCUUUAGGAGGGGUGACGAUUAUCAGAAGAUACCUAUAUGAGGCAUCUUGAUUCUUGUCUCUUGCAAGUGUUAAUCUCUGUAUUCUUGAUGUCUUAGCUUUGACUUGACUCUAGGAUGUCUAGGCUAAGCAGAUUGUAGCCUCCAUGAGCUACGAGGUAAAGGGGUAGUCUUUGAAGUACCUGAUGCCCUAGAGUUUUGUUCCAAGAGAAAUGAUUCUUUUAUCUGGCUGCUUGGAUUUUUGUUUGCCCUUUUGAUUAGAAGACAUGAAUCUUCUAAGCAUCUUGAUCCCAGCCAUUGCUUUGUUCUGUUAAUUAAUUCGUGUUACUUGGGGUGUUAGAUCUUGACAUCCUAAUUAUGUCUGCUCUUGAAUCAGUGUUCUGGUUGUCAUUAUUGAAAUCUCUUUUGUGAGCCUAGUUCUUGAAUUCUAUUGCUUGUUUCAUGGUUACUUUUGUCUCUCAAUUUUGAUUGCUUGGUUAAAUUUGAUCUUGACUCUUGGUGAAUGCCAUUUUGUUGCUGAAUUUUUUGAGGCAUUCUACCUUGCACUCUUAUGUUCC